AGCGUUUCUAAGAGAUAACAAAAAAAGCCGGCAGAAGAAAAUACAGAGAAAAUUAAACAACUACAUGACCAAAGAAGCUGGACCAGCACCAAGAAACGCAGAAAUAAUAACCAUGCAAUUUAAAUACAGACGAAUUUGAGCAGUCGCUGCUUCUUUCUUCAAGGUUACACCGCCCCUACGUCUUCUCGUCGCAGAUCAGCUGGCGCACGUUGGUCGAUAGAGAUCAUGUCCACGGAGGAGCAGGGAUACCCCGAAGCUAUGCUGCUGGAGGCCAGGCCGGAGUGGCUGCGGGCAGAAGUCGAGCGUCUUUCCCGGGAGCUGAGCGAGACAACCAGCGAGAAGAUCCAGGCGGCGGAGUACGGGCUGGCGGUGUUGGAGGAGAAGCAACAACUCAAGCAGCAGUAUGACGACCUGGAGGUCGAGUAUGAGGCUGUCAGGCAGGAGCUGGACCAACUGAAAGAGGCCUUUGGACAAGCUUACACCAACCACAGGAAGGUGGCAGCAGAUGGGGAAAGCCGGGAGGAGUCUCUGAUCCAGGAGUCGGCGUGUAAGGAGGCCUACUAUGAGCAGAGGGUCCUUGAGCUGCAGAACGAACUGCGGCAGACUCGCAACAUCCUGACCAAUACCCAGUCUGAGAAUGAACGCCUUGUUGCCAUCUCCCAGGAGAUGAAAGAGAACGGGGAGAUGGUGGAGCUCCAGAGGAAUCAGCUGCGUGAUGACAUCAAGGAGUACAAGUUCCGGGAGGGCCGUCUGCUGCAGGACUACACCGAGCUGGAGGAGGAGAACAUCUCUCUGCAGAAGCAAGUCUCCGUGCUCAAACAGAGUCAGGUGGAGUUUGAGGGUUUGAAGCACGAGAUCCGUCGUCUGGAAGAAGACACUCAGUUCCUGAACAGCCAGCUGGAGGACGCCAUCCGCCUGAAGGAAAUCGCUGAACGUCAGUUGGGCGAGGCUCUGGAGACCAUCAAGACGGAGCGGGAGCUCAAGACCUCUCUGAGGAAAGAGCUCUCCCACUACAUGAACAUCGGAGACACUCUGUAUCACAGUCCUUUAAGCAUUUCCCUGGAUGGCCUCAAGUUCAGUGACGACGCCGCCACGGAACCUAACAACGACGAGGCUCUGCUUGGAUAUGAGAACAGCUUCACCAAACUGGCCAACACCAUCAACGAGGACAACCGCAUCUCCACUCCUAAUAAGGAGGAGCUCUUCUGCCCAGUGCCCAGCCUGGUCGACGACCUGCUGAGUGAGCUGAACAUCUCAGAAAUCCAGAAGCUCAAACAGCAGCUGAUGCAGAUGGAGCGGGAAAAGGUCAACCUGCUGUCCAAUCUGCAGGACUCCCAGAAACAGCUGGAGCAGGCCAAUGGGGCUCUGUCCGAGCAUCAGGAGAAGGUCAACCGGCUGACCGAGAACCUCAGCGCCAUCCGUAAGCUCCAAGCCAGCAAGGAGCGCCAGUCUGCUUUGGACAACGAGAAAGAGCGGGACAGCCACGAGGACGGAGACUACUACGAAGUGGACAUUAACGGACCGGAGAUCCUGGAGUGCAAGUACAAGGUGGCCGUGUCUGAGGCAGGGGAGCUGAAGGAGGAGCUGAAGACGCUGAAAGCAGAAUACCAGACCUGUCAGUCGCGCUACGACGAGGAGCGCAGCCGUCUGGAGAACGACGUCAGGUCUCUGGGAGAUAAGCUGUCCAAUCUGGAGAGGACCACUUUUGUGGAGAGAGAAGAGAAGGCUAAGCUGGAGAAAGAGCUGCGCAAGCUGAGUGACGUGGCGGGCGAGUCCCAGGGCAGUCUGAGCGUGGCCCAGGACGAGCUGGUAACAUUCAGCGAGGAACUGGCCACCCUCUACAACCACGUCUGCAUGUGCAACAACGAGACCCCCAACAGAGUGAUGCUCGACUUCUACAAGGAGGGCAAAGGUGGCCGGAGCAGCCCGGAGGGCCGCGGUCGGCGUUCUCCCAUCCUGCUGACCAAGGGUCUCUUCCCAGAGCACGGAAGGGCCGACCUCAGUGAUGGCGCUCCCUCGCCCGUCUCCUCUCUCCCCUCCCCUGUGUCGGACCACCGUCGCGAGCCCAUGAACAUCUACAACCUGGUGGCAAUCAUCAGAGACCAGAUCAAGCACCUGCAGCUGGCCGUGGAUCGCACCACAGAGCUGUCGCGUCAGCGGGUAGCAUCUCUGGAGCUCGGCACCGUGGCAGACAAGGACAAAGAGGCCUGCAUGGAGGAGAUCCUCAAACUGAAAUCCCUGCUGAGCACCAAGCGGGAGCAGAUCGCUACUCUGCGGACUGUCCUCAAGGCCAACAAGCAGACAGCUGAGGUUGCUUUGGCCAAUCUGAAGAGCAAGUAUGAGAACGAGAAGGCCAUGGUGACGGAGACCAUGAUGAAGCUGAGGAACGAGCUGAAGGCUCUGAAGGAAGACGCUGCGACCUUCUCCUCUCUCCGAGCUAUGUUUGCCACACGCUGCGACGAAUACGUCACCCAGCUGGAGGAGAUGCAGAGGCAGCUGGCCGCAGCCGAGGACGAGAAGAAGACCCUUAACUCUCUGCUGAGGAUGGCCAUCCAGCAGAAGCUGGCGCUGACGCAGCGCCUGGAGGACCUGGAGUUCGACCACGAGCAAACCCGACGCGGCGGCAGCAGCGGGCGCUCCAAGGCCCGCAGCAAGGCCGCCGGCACCACCGCCACCACCGCCACCACCGCCACCAGCAACCCCCACGUAAGUCAGAGUCUCACCUGCUCUGGCUCCGGCAGACCCGAGCUCAACAACGCCAUGCCCAACGGCAUCCUGGGAGGCCCCGCCAUCUUCUGCAGUGAGAAGUACAAGAUCUACUGCGACUGAGAGGCGGCUCGGACGUCCAGCUGGACUGCUGUGUACAGAGGGCAGGGUGGGGGGCCGAACCCUCCCUGCCCUUAGUGUUAAAGAGCCCCACUCGCUCGCUUUGCUCCCCGGCCAGCCUGCGCUCCUCUAGGGACUGCUGCGUUACUAACCGGCUGCUCGUUUGUGCUCGUGUAACCGCUUAGGGGAAUGCAGAUGUAUGUACAGUGUGCUGUGGACUGUAGUAGACAUAACUGGCAUGUGGGUUCAAGAGCCCUGGUUAUAAUGGGGGUGGGGGGUGUUGUGGAUUUUAUGGAGUGUCUAUUCUUUCCGCUGUCAUGGUGCUGUACCUAUGAUGUAAAAGGUUGCAGCUUCUGUGUUUAUCUGUUCUGGCCCAGUAACAUAAACACAUGGUGGGGGGUGUGGAGGCAUGUAAAGAUGUCGGACUGAACGUCAUCCUCUGUUUGGCGUGUCUGUCGGUGCUCCUUUGAUGAAAAUAGCCCUUAACUUCUCUCCCUUCCUUUCCAUCCUGACCAGGGACUCCUGUAUGCGGCAGCCCUUUUUUUUUUUUAAAUCAAGUAACUGAUGUUUACAAGAAAAUGAACUAAAAUAUGCAAGUUCCCUCUGCUUUGUGGCUAGGGGAGCAUCAAAACGAAUCUAUGUACCAAUUUAAACUGAGAAAGGGAGGGGGGGAAGGUUUCUUGGUUUUAUAUUGUAAAGGUUCGGGCAGAAAAAGGAGCACCUGUGACCGCAGGUGUAUAUUUCAGGAUCAGUUUAAAGCUGUGAUGCUAGCGCACCAAUACAAUAACGUCAGUAGGAUUGCAUGGCUUUGCAGCUGAAAACGCUUAAAAAAACAAAAAAAAAAGACUUACCGUUAUUUUCUGUCAUCAGGUGUGUUAUCAGAUGAACUGCAGGGCUCUACAUUGCAAAAAUCCCAGUUAAUUGGUGUACGGUGAAACACAGGAGGGGCUGUGAGCGCCGCGCGACCCGACGUGUCGCGUUGGGUCCGAUCAGAGCCAUAUCACAA
Poecilia reticulata (guppy) is the source of this 3832-nucleotide messenger RNA. It is a transcript of the gene bicd2a, whose product is annotated as BICD cargo adaptor 2a. Gene Ontology annotation, cellular component: cytosol; Golgi apparatus. Lineage: Eukaryota; Metazoa; Chordata; Actinopteri; Cyprinodontiformes; Poeciliidae. Gene Ontology annotation, molecular function: dynein complex binding; dynactin binding; cytoskeletal adaptor activity. The record is from RefSeq and is a predicted model, not a curated record. Gene Ontology annotation, biological process: regulation of microtubule cytoskeleton organization; protein localization to organelle; microtubule anchoring at microtubule organizing center.